AUGACUCUGACCAACGAUUAUCCUGCACUGAAAGCACAGUAUGAAGCGGCCGGUCAAGGCCAUGUUUUCACCUUUUACAACGACUUGUCUGCGCAAGAACAAGAAGCCUUCCUUGACCAAUUGAAGAUGUUUGAUCCCGAGGAAUUGUCAAAGAUUGCUCUGAAGGCAAUGGGAGAAUCAAAACAACCAGCAGUGAAGCAACAAGCCUGCCUUGAACCCUUGCCACGCAAUGUCACCGAUAAAGUCUGUUCCGCAUCGGCCGAUAGAAAAGAAGGAUGGAAAAAGCUUGGCAUGGAUUUGAUUCGCCAGAACAAAGUGGCCGUCAUUUUGAUGGCCGGUGGUCAAGGCACUCGAUUAGGUUCAGAUGCUCCCAAGGGUUGCUACGAUAUUGGGUUACCGUCACACAAAUCCCUGUUCCAACUUCAAGCGGAACGUAUCUUGCGAUUGCAAGCUUUGGCCCGAGGUGAUCGAGAAGAAGAAUCCAUCAUCCCAUGGUAUAUCAUGACGUCCGGUCCUACCCAUGAACCUACCUGCGAAUUCUUUGAAAAGCACAACUAUUUCGGCCUUUCCCGUGAUAAUGUCAUCUUUUUCAAACAAGGUGUGAUGCCUUGCUUCACCGAAGAUGGCAAGUUGAUGCUUCAAGAAAAGGGCAAACUUGCUAUUGCUCCCGAUGGCAACGGUGGUAUUUAUAGUGCGUUGCACAGAGAAGGGAUUAUUGCUUCGUUGAAGAAGCGUGGUGUGUUGUAUUCGCACUGCUACUGUGUCGAUAACAGCUUGGCUCGUGUGGCGGAUCCUGUGUUUAUUGGUUACUGUGCGUCCAAGUCCACGGACUGUGGUAUCAAGGUGGUGCCCAAGAGCCACCCGGAAGAGCCUGUCGGUGUCGUUUGCAAAUGUGACGACAAGUAUGGUGUGGUGGAGUAUUCGGAAAUUUCCAAAGAGCUGGCUUUCAAGCGUCAAGAGGACGGUACUUUGGCGUUUGGAGCGGCCAACAUUGCCAAUCAUUUCUUCUCUACCGAAUUCCUGGAACGUGUACCUUCUUUUGCCCAUACCCUUGCUUACCACGUUGCACACAAGAAGAUUCCUUAUACCGAUCUUACCAAUGGCCAGUUUAUCAAACCUACCAAGAACAACGGAGUGAAAUUGGAACGUUUCGUGUUUGACGUGUUUGGUCACUCGCAUGCCUUUUCCGUCUUGGAAGUUGGUCGUGCCUUGGAAUUCUCGCCUCUCAAGAAUGGUUCAGGCGCCGGCGUCGAUUGUCCCGAAACUUCGCGUGCCGAUAUUUUGCAACAACAUGCACAAUUCAUCAUUGAAGCGGGCGGUCACGUCAAGGAUGGUGUUUCGAUUGAAAUCUCCCCCUUGGUAUCUUACGCCGGAGAAGGGUUGGAAAUUGUCAAAGGAAAGACUGUCAUCCAGUCGGGCGUUGUCAAGACCAUCGAGGACCUUAAGCAAAUGUUGGCUUAA
Radiomyces spectabilis is the source of this 1461-nucleotide messenger RNA. RefSeq names its product nucleotide-diphospho-sugar transferase. The record is from RefSeq and is a predicted model, not a curated record. Gene Ontology annotation, molecular function: UDP-N-acetylglucosamine diphosphorylase activity. Lineage: Eukaryota; Fungi; Mucoromycota; Mucoromycetes; Mucorales; Radiomycetaceae. Gene Ontology annotation, biological process: UDP-N-acetylglucosamine biosynthetic process. The transcript has 3 exons. The coding region runs from base 1 to 1461 and encodes 486 amino acids.